CAGGCGCUGUUGCUGGAUCAGUUCGGUGUACUCCACGACGGCCGGGUGCCGUACCCUGGAGCUGUAGAGGCGGUGGCUGCGGCCGCCGGAGCUGGUCUGCGGCUGCUGGUCAUCUCUAACUCCUCCCGCAGAGCCAGUGGCACUCUCGACAAGCUGGCAGCCCUGGGCUUCGACAAGCGCUGCUUCGAGGGCGCGGUGACUAGUGGCGAGCUCACCCACCGUUACCUGACCUUGCGACCUGAUCCGUGGUGGGCGGCUCUGGGCCCUCGCUGCCUGCACGUGAACUGGAGUAGGCGCGGACCCACAUCGUUGGAGGGCCUUGGAUUGCAGUUGGUGACCGACCCAGGGGACGCUGAUUUCUUUCUGGCUCACGGCACGGAGGCUUUGUCCCUACCCGGGGGUGGUGUGUUGGAGAGGUCCCUGGGGGAGCUUGAGGAGCUGCUGCGGGGGGCUGCGGAGGCGGCUGCCCGGGCGGGGGUGAGGCCGCCGCCGCUGGUGGUGGCUAACCCGGAUGUGGUCACUGUGGACGGCACUGAGCUGGUGGCCAUGCCCGGCUCCCUGGCCGCCGUCUACUCAGCCGCGGGGGGACCGGUCGUGUUGAUGGGUAAACCCGCCCCCCUCAUCUACUCCGCGUGCGGGGAGCUGUUGAGGCUCCCCGCGGGGGACAUAUUGGCUGUAGGGGACUCCCUGGAGCAUGACGUGGCGGGCGCCGUGGCUGCCGGCAUCGACUGCUUGUUCAUUGCGGGGGGCAUCCACUCCGGAGAGCUA
Volvox carteri f. nagariensis is the source of this 768-nucleotide messenger RNA. RefSeq lists its product as uncharacterized. The transcript has 5 exons. The annotation marks the transcript as partial. NCBI's taxonomy places the organism in Eukaryota, Viridiplantae, Chlorophyta, Chlorophyceae, Chlamydomonadales, Volvocaceae. The record is from RefSeq and is a predicted model, not a curated record. Gene Ontology annotation, molecular function: phosphatase activity. Gene Ontology annotation, cellular component: chloroplast.